AUGGCGGGUGUGGGAUCGAUGCAGAAAGGAGAAGAGGAGUGGCGAGCGGUUCUUUCUCCGGAGCAGUUUAAGAUUCUCCGUCUGAAAGGCACCGAAUACCCAGAAACUGGAGAAUUUGUGGAUUUCAACAAAGAAGGAAUUUAUGGCUGUGCAGGUUGCAAAACGCCUCUUUACAAAUCAACCACAAAGUUCAACGCAGGUUGUGGCUGGCCUGCAUUCUUUGAUGGAAUCCCCGGCGCCAUAACCCGAAACGUAGACCAAGAUGGGAGAAGAAUAGAGAUCAAUUGUGCAGCAUGCGGUGGACACCUUGGUCAUGUUUUCAAAGGAGAAGGUUUUGCUACUCCCACUGAUGAACGCCAUUGCGUCAACAGCGUUUCCCUCAAUUUCACACCCGCAGAGCCUUCCUUGUAAAUCAAAUCUCGGGCAUAUAGUUUAUGCCUUUUCUCUCUUGUUUUCGCUCAAGAGUGUGAAAAAAGACCGAAAUAAGAGUCAUGUAGAGGUGUGCCUGUAUAAAUAUUGUUGUGUUGGUCUCUAUUGUUUUUGUUUGUAUUUUGUUUUAGUUAUAGACAUCACUUUGGUCAUUGUUUGACACUACUAUUUUCACAAUUUAUGAUUGUGAUUUU
Molecule: messenger RNA, 623 nt
Organism: Brassica napus (rape)
Lineage: Eukaryota; Viridiplantae; Streptophyta; Magnoliopsida; Brassicales; Brassicaceae
Product: peptide methionine sulfoxide reductase B3-like
Exons: 3
Coding region: 1-411 (136 amino acids)
Biological process (GO): response to oxidative stress; protein repair
Molecular function (GO): peptide-methionine (R)-S-oxide reductase activity
Source: RefSeq, a predicted model, not a curated record